CUUACUUGAGUCUUAUAUUAUGUUCUUUGAAAGGAAGAAGAUUGAAAUAAAGAUUGUGAACAAGGAAGAAUGGCCAAGCCUGGCUUAUAGGUGCUCUAAGGAAUCUGUCCCAUGAGGUGCUGAGUAUACUGGACUUAGGAAUCUGGAGGCUUGGGUACGAGCUGCAGCACAGCCACCAGCCCACAGAACUCCGUGGCCUAAAGCGGCUGUUGAUGAGUGUGCUGCGAGAAGACCACGAGUGAUUGUGUGUGCACACUGCCUUCUUCUGUAUUCUUUUCUUCAGUGCUUCUUCACACACUCCUGGCAGAGGAAAGCCCUCGCAGGAAAGCCAAAGACAUCACAAUGGAAAAUUCUUUAUUGGUACCUCCAAAAGAUCAAGAUGAACCUAAAGUUUCUCCCUGGACAACACAGACUGGAAAAAAUUUACAGAAUAAAAUUCAGUUUAGGACUAUUGCCCCCAAAAUUACACCAAAAGUCCUAACGUCCCCAGUGCUGCCCUAUCAAUCACCAUCACUCUCUGAUCAAGUUCAUCCCACAUCCUCAGCAAAUUCUAGGCCUCUGGUGAUGCCACCCCAAAACUAUGCCCUGAUGCAAGUUGCUGGUCAGGAGGGAACCUUUUCUCUUGUUGCUUUGCCCCAUGUUACCCCCGCAGUGACAAGCCAACCCAUCCAGAAGCCCAAAAUAUCAUUGCCCAAAACCCUUAAAUUGCCUAUUCCUCGGUACCAACCUACAAGAAAUAAGAAGGUACCAGGGGUGGAAACUAUUCCAAACUCCUCUGUGAGUGUAAUUAAGAAGGUUCCAGCCAAUACACAAACAUGUGCCCAGCCAUCACCUUCAAUAACCAACCAUUCUGAACUUCAUACGAACAUUGAUUCAUCUGAACAUGUGAUAUUAAUAGAUCAGAUGCCAACUGAAAUCACAGUUACUGCUUUGCUUGAUGAAAGCAGCUGUGUAGAAUCUGGACCUCCACUGAUAAACAGACCUGAGGCAGGUGACACUGUUACUAUUCCAAAACCAUGGGUACCAGAGGAAACUUCAGCUGAGCUGAGUAAUUCAAUGAAAGUCAACCUAGACACAAAGACAAUAGCCAGAAAGCCCUCUGCCAUCAGUGGUGAGAAAAUCAAAGAAAGAGUAGCUGAUUCUGCAAAAGCCAUUACUGUUCUGUCCCCAGCGAUUUUUGGCAAUGCAGUUCAUCUGAUUCCUACAGCACCUAAAGGUAAACUUCCAAUCUUACCUUACUCAAGAAUGAAGACAACAAUGUUUUGUAAAACUAAGCCAAAUGCCAGCAUGGUAGGUCCCGCUUCUCCUUGGCACAGGCCCGACUGUGACAAAGUCUCAUCAUUUGCAAAAACCUUCAAUGUGUCCACCAAAACAUCUGAUAAGCUCUUUGCUGUUUCACUCACACAAGUGUCCAAGCCAGUGACCUGUGAAGAUGCCUUUUGCUCACCCACAAAGGUGGAAGUUGACAACAAAAAGAAAUUGAAUAGUGGAACAGCAAAGAGAAGAGGAAGAAAACGAAAGAUCCCAGAUGAAAUUUUGACUUUUCAGACAAAAAAGAGAAAAUGUAUCCUUGACACAUGUAGAGAUGGUAAAGAAAGAGUAAAAAUUGACCCCCAGGAGCCCAGAGACAGAAAAGCCAGCACUGUGAAAAAGUAUCGGAACAUUAUGCCCAAACCUGUCAUUGUAAUGCAAGCAAUGGCUCCACUGACUUCCCCUGCACCUCUUCUACAGACCAAAUCUCCUGACUGCUUAGACCGAGACAUUUUGUUAAAUAAUUCACUUACAAAUAAGUAUUUCAGCUCCAAGCAGAAUGAUAGUGCUUCCACUAAACCGGGUACUGUAUGCAAGAAUGGCUUUUCUGCCAUAAAAAAGCCUUGGCACAGAUGCCACAUCUGCAACCACCACUUUCAGUUUAAACACCACCUUCAGGACCAUAUGAACACACAUACAAACAGACGGCCAUACAGUUGCCGAAUCUGUCGUAAAGCAUAUGUGCACUCUGGAAGUCUCAGCACCCAUAUGAAGCUUCAUCAUAGUGAGAGUCGUCUCAAGAAGCUCAUGUAUUGUGAAUUCUGUGCAAAAGUGUUUGGUCACGUAAGGGUCUAUUUUGGCCAUCUGAAAGAAGUACAUAGGGUUGUGAUCAACACUGAACCUUCCACCAGUGAAUUGCCACAGGGCAAAGGGCCAAAGAAUCGAGAAAUAGGCUUAAGAGGAGCAGAAGAAUCAGUAGAGAGAGAAAACAGAUCGAGCCUCGAGGAGACCCUCUUUCCGGGACAGGCCAAUGAGGUCAAAUUGGACAUCAAGUGUGGCCGCUGUCAGGUCACUGCUCAGUCUUUUUCUGAGAUGAAAUUUCAUUUAUUAUAUGUGCACGGAGAAGACAUUCAAGGGAAACUAAAGGAGGGAAUCUUACCAGGCAGCAAAGGUACCCAGGAAGAAGUGGUAAAGCGAGCCGCUCAUUUCUGGAAACAGCACAGCGAGAGGAGAAGCCUGGUAAAGAGGGAUGCUUUGGAGGAGGAGGUGUAUGCAUUUCCCAUACAGCUCAAAAGGGAAAUCUACCUUCUCCAUCAGAAAAACCUGGAUGUAUUAACCAAGAGCGAGGAAGCUCCUUUGGGAGCCAGCGAACCAGGAAAGGCUCUGCCAAGCCCGGACUGUGCCACACCAUACAAGAUUCACGUCUGGUCUAAUCUGGGCUUUAACUGUCUUCUUUGUAAGCAGACACUUGAAAGGAAAGAAGAGCUUUUCCUUCAUUGGGAACAGCAGCACAACUGUGAAGACCCUUCUGUACUUUGGGCUCUUUUAAGUGCAUUAUCUUCACAGGGAGUGAUUGAACUUUCUAAUGAGUCUGAAAAAUGAAACUGGGGGCAGAGGGGAGCAGGACAUUGCAGGAAAUUUUUGCUCUGCCCUUCUCCCACAGAGUUUAAUAUUAUACUUGUGUCUCUUAAUGACAAAUCUGGGCCACACAAAAAAAAUGAAUAAAGGCAAAAUUUAUACAAUUUUGUUUUCUUAUGUACUACACAAGAAAUUCAGCACAGAAUUUUUGGAUUUGUAUGAGGAUGUGCUGUAAAAUGUCACUUAUUAUCCGAUAAAGCCUUUGACUCCUUAUCAGAAUAAAUAGAAAGACCAGACUAUGGAUACAAAAAUCAAGAAGAUUAUCGCAUCCGCUUAAAAUAUACUGUGCAAUAUGAACAUGCAUAUAUGGGUACCAUUUUUGUGUAAUAGCACACAAAUGCCUUCUAUUAUAUAGAUUGACAAAUCUGAUAACUUCCUAGACUGAAAACUUAAUUUCAGUCUCAAAAGUAGUACCAGGUUUUAUGGUAAUGAAUGUUGAUACGUAUUAAAUCCUUGGCUUUAUUUGAA
Messenger RNA from Vombatus ursinus (common wombat), 3357 nucleotides. RefSeq names its product zinc finger protein 438 (gene ZNF438). The transcript has 7 exons. The record is from RefSeq and is a predicted model, not a curated record. NCBI's taxonomy places the organism in Eukaryota, Metazoa, Chordata, Mammalia, Diprotodontia, Vombatidae. Gene Ontology annotation, cellular component: nucleus. Gene Ontology annotation, molecular function: DNA-binding transcription factor activity, RNA polymerase II-specific; sequence-specific DNA binding. The coding region runs from base 343 to 2853 and encodes 836 amino acids. Gene Ontology annotation, biological process: regulation of transcription by RNA polymerase II.